GACUUACGAAAAGUGCCAUGUCUGUUUGCUUUCUCACUUUACUGUGAGCAAACAGGUGAGGAAGACUGUCAUGUGAAGUCUGCUACGGUAAACGGCUUCUCCCGUACUCGUUAGGCCAGACAUGCAGCUUUAGAGUGCCGGUGGAUAGUUGAGGUUCUGUUCUGUCAGAACCUGUCAGAGGUUGUGCGCAAGUUCUGCAUAUAGAUAAACAGCUGGGCACAGAUCUCUGCUUGUCCGUAAGUGGGACAGAUGAGGCAGACGGCUAGAUUUUACAAUAUAAUGGAACAGCAGAGACUAUUUGACUACGCACCUGAGUGAAAGACUGAAAAAGUUGUCAACCAUGGAGUUUCUGAGGAGCCUGGUUCCAGCUGUCAUCUCAGGUGAGGGGGCAACAGAAAAUGCUGGGGCGCUGCCCAGAGACACGGGUCCACGUCUUCUUCGCAUGAAGCGAAUGGGCCUGCUUUCCAUGGGGCAGACCAUUGAAGAAGAUCCAGUGACUGAGACAGACUCAGAGGUUGCCUCCUCCAGACCUGCUCGCACUAACCGACCCCGACUCAAAGCUUCUGUGCCAGUCAGCAGCAGCGUGAGUAGACGCCGUGCCCCUGCCUCUGUGACUUCCCAGUCGUGGGAGAAACACAACAUUGCCGUCAUGUCGAGCAUUACUGUUGACCCCGAGCUCAAGCCUGGGGAGUUUGUCAUCAAGAGCCUGUUUGCAGAGUUUGCUGUUUUGGCUGAGAAGAAGAUUGAGACAGUGAUGGCUGAACCCCUGGAGAAAACCCUGUCGCGGUCCCUCCAGAGAGGCGAAGAUGCACAGUUUGACCAGUUAAUAAGCUCUAUGAGCUCAAUAGCAGAACACUGUUUGCCCUCCCUACUGCGCACACUGUUUGAUUGGUACCGGCGGCAGAGUGGUACUGAAGAUGAGUCUUAUGAGUACAGGCCUCGCUCCAGUACUAAGUCCAAAGGAGAUGAACAGCACCGGGAUAAAGAUUACCUUCUGGAACGGAGGGAUUUAGCCAUAGAUUUCAUUUUUUGUUUAGUUUUAGUGGAAGUUCUAAAGCAGAUUCCUCUUCAUCCAGUGCCAGAUGUUUCAGUACACGAAGUUCUAAACCUGGCAUUCAAGCACUUUAAACACAAGGAGGGAUACUGUGGCCCCAACACUGGCAAUGUUCACAUCAUUGCAGAUUUGUAUGCUGAGGUUAUUGGAGUCCUCACACAGUCAAAAUUUCAGGCAGUGAGGAAGAAAUUCAUCACAGAACUGAAGGAGCUCAGACAAAAAGAACAGAGUCCCUAUGUGGUCCAGAGCAUCAUUAGUCUCAUCAUGGGCAUGAAAUUCUUCCGGGUUAAAAUGUAUCCUGUGGAGGAUUUUGAGGCUUCUUUCCAGUUCAUGCAGGAGUGUGCCCAGUAUUUUCUGGAAGUUAAGGAUAAGGACAUAAAGCACGCUCUAGCUGGCCUUUUUGUUGAGAUCCUCAUCCCUGUCGCUGCGGCUGUGAAAAAUGAAGUCAACGUGCCAUGUCUGAAGAACUUUGUGGAGAUGCUGUAUCAGACAACGUCCGACCUGAGUUCCAGAAAGAAGCACUCUUUGGCUCUGUAUCCCUUGGUGACAUGCCUGCUGUGUGUUAGUCAGAAGCAGUUCUUCCUCAACAACUGGCACAUCUUCCUCCAGAACUGCCUUUCACACCUUAAGAUGCCGUCUAACAACAGCAUCCGAAAGCAGAUUGAGACGCUGCAGAACAAAGACCCCAAAAUGUCCCGUGUAGCACUGGAGUCACUCUACAGACUGCUCUGGGUCUACAUCAUCAGGAUCAAGUGUGAGAGUAAUACUGUCACACAGAGUCGGCUGCUCAGCAUUGUUUCAGCACUUUUCCCUAAAGGCUCACGCAGCGUGGUGCCAAGGGACACGCCUCUGAACAUCUUUGUCAAGAUCAUCCAGUUCAUAGCUCAGGAAAGACUGGACUUUGCUAUGAAAGAGAUUAUCUAUGACCUCCUCUGUGUGGGCAAGUCUCACAAAACCUUUACCAUCAAUCCAGAGAGGAUGAAUAUUGGAUUGCGAGCCUUUUUGGUAAUCGCUGACAGCCUACAGCAGAAAGAUGGGGAGCCUCCCAUGCCUACGACAGGAAUCAUCAUGCCUUCUGGCAACACCAUGCGUGUCAAAAAAAUCUUCCUUAACACCACUCUCACAGACGAGGAAGCCAAGGUUAUAGGCAUGUCACUGUAUUACCCACAAGUAAGGAAGGCCUUAGACAACAUUCUUCGACACUUGGACAAGGAGGUGGGACGCUCCAUGAGUAUGACAAGUGUACAGAUGUCUAACAAGGAGCCUGAGGACAUGAUAACGGGAGAAAGGAAGCCAAAGAUCGAUUUGUUUCGUACGUGUGUGGCUGCCAUCCCCAGACUGAUACCAGAUGGCAUGAGCAGACAAGAUCUAAUAGAGCUUCUAGCCAAACUGACCAUCCACAUGGAUGAGGAGCUACGUCUCCUUGCCUAUGCAACUCUUCAGGCGCUGAUGAUGAAUUUCUCAGAGUGGCGGGAAGAUGUGCUCUCAGGCUUUGUCUAUUUCAUUGUUCGAGAGGUGACCGACAUCCACCCUACCCUGUUGGACAGUGCUGUCAAGAUGCUACUACAGCUCAUGGGCCAGUGGAAACAGGCACUGUCAGGCAAUAAAAGCCAUGAUACACAGGCUUCAGGCGCAGGCCAUCCUCUGUGUCUGGAACGAAAUCAUCCGUUAGGUGUGCUUCACGUGGUGGAAGGUUUAGCCCUGGUGUUGCUAUGUAGCUGUCGCCCUGCAACGCGCAGGCUGGCUGUUACUGUGCUGAAAGAGGUCCGUGCACUACACUCUGCAUUGGGCAUUGGAAAGGGGGAUGAAGAGUUGGCUAUUGAUGUAAUGGACAGGUUAAGUGCAUCGGUGUUGGAGAGUUUCAUUCAUCUCACUGGAGCUGACCAGACGAACCUGCUGUAUUGUCCGAGUGGGAUUGAUCUCCAGGCACUAGCUGAGUGGAGCUCAUCUCCUAUCAGCCACCAGUUUGAUGUGGUGAGCCCCUCGCACAUCUGGGUUUUUGCCCACGUCACUCAGGGCCAGGACCCCUGGGUCAUCAGCUUCUCCAGUUACUUGCGACAGGAGAACCUUUCCAAACAUUGCCCCACUGCUCUUAACUACGCUUGGAUGUUUGCCUACACUCGUCUACAACUACUUUCUCCACAAGUUGACAUCAACAGCCCCAUCAAUGCCAAAAAAGUAAACAGUCUUAACAGCAGUGACUCCUACAUUGGCCUUUGGAGGAACUACCUGAUCCUCUGCUGCAGCUCUGCCUCCUCCUCUUCAAUGACUUCCUCAUCCUCUGCUUCUGGCUCCGUCCGCUGCUCCCCGCCUGAGACGCUGGCGUCUACGCCGGACAGUAGCUACAGCUAUGAUUCAAAGAUUGUUGGCACUCCGUCCCCCUCCUCCCUGUUUAAACACAUUGUUCCUAUGAUGCGCUCUGAGAGCAUGGACAUCACAGAGUCUCUUGUGCUGGGGCUUGGCAGGACCAACCCCAUGGCCUUUAGAGAGUUGAUGGAGGAACUAAAUCCCAUCAUAAAAGAGGCGCUAGAAAGAAGACCUGAAAACAUGAAACGGCGCAGGCGUCGUGACAUCCUCAGGGUCCAGCUGGUCCGGAUAUUUGAGCUGCUCGCUGAUGCUGGUGUCAUCAGUCAGAUAGCCAGUGGAGGGUUAGAUGGAGAAAGCCAUUCUCUAAACGGCACAUUGCUCGAGUAUGUUGAUCUGACUAGGCAGCUGCUCGAAGCUGAAAAUGACAAGGACUCUGACACGCUGAAGGACAUUCGCUGUCACUUCAGUGCACUUGUAGCUAAUAUCAUACAGAAUGUGUCAGUGCAUCAGAGGAGGACCAUCUUUCCACAGCAGUCACUGCGACACAGUCUGUUCAUGCUGUUCAGUCACUGGGCUGGGCCCUUCAGCAUCAUGUUCACUCCUUUGGACCGCUACAGUGACAGAAAUAUGCAGAUCAACCGCCAUCAGUACUGUGCACUAAAGGCCAUGUCAGCGGUGUUGUGUUGUGGACCUGUAGCUGAUAAUGUUGGCUUAUCUUCUGAUGGCUACCUUUACAAGUGGCUGGACAACAUCUUGGAUUCUCAGGACAAGAAGGUUCACCAGCUGGGUUGUGAGGCUGUGAUGCUGCUGCUGGAGCUAAAUCCAGACCAGAGCAACCUUAUGUUUUGGGCUGUGGACCGGUGUUACACUGGUUCUCGACGUGUGGCUGCUGGCUGCUUUAGGGCGAUCGCUAAUGUCUUUCAUAACAGGGAUUACCAAUUUGACACUGUGGUGCUGCUUAACCUGAUUCUGUUUAAGGCGGCAGAUUCUUCCAGAGACAUUUAUGAGGUGGCCAUGCAACUGUUACAGAUCCUGGAACCCAAGCUCUUUCGCUAUGCCCACAAACUGGAGAUCCUGCGAACAGAUGGCAUCUUGACCCCUCCCUCACCGCUGCCUCACCUAUAUUCAGUGUCUUACUACCAGCUGUCUGAAGAGCUUGCGAGAACUUACCCAGAGCUCACUUUGCCCAUCUUCUCAGAGGUGAGCCAGCGAAUCCAGACAGCCCAUCCUGGCGGUCGUCAAGUAAUGUUGCACUACCUCCUACCGUGGAUGAACAACGUGGAGCUGGUGGACUUCAAACCAACUGUACGGCGAGCAGAGGAUUGUGGAAGUGUUGAGGAUGAGGAGGAUGCACAUGAACGGGAGAUCAUGAUGGUCAACAGCCGGCGCUGGCUCCGUGGAGAAGGCUGGGGCUCCCCUCGUGCAACAACCAUGGUGCUAAACAACCUCAUGUUCAUGACCGCUAAGUAUGGAGAUGAGUUUGCUUGGUCAGAGAUAGAGAAUGUCUGGACCACGUUGGCAGACAGCUGGCCAAAGAACCUGAAAAUCAUUCUGCACUUUCUCAUCAGUAUGUCAGGAGUCAACAGUGACCCCAGCCUACUGCCCUAUGUGAAACGGGUGGUGGUUUACUUGGGCAGAGAUAAGACUAUGCAGCUGCUGGAGGAGUUGAUGUGUGAGCUUGAGUUGACUGAUCCUGUUAGCUCAGCUGUUACUCACAUGGACAACCCACCCUACUAUCGCAUCACUUCCAGCUACAAGAUCCCCUCAGUCACAUCAGGAACUACCUCCAGCAGCAAUACUAUGGUGCCAGAGAACGAUGGUCACCAUGAUAGCAAGGUUAAAGACUCGAACAUGGAGGACAGUUACACUCAUCUGGAUAUCUACAGUGGUCUGAAUAGUAACCUAAACCGCCAGCACCAUCGUCUAGAAUCUCGUUACAGCAGCAGCUCUGGAGGCUCCUAUGAAGAAGAGAAGAGUGACUCAAUGCCACUGUAUGCAAACUGGCGCCUGAAAGUGAUGGAUCAUAAUCGGCCAGAGCCUCUUCCUUUCCCUCCAACAGGAGGCUGUUGGUCUCCACUGGUGGACUAUUUGCCUGAGACCAAUACUCCUGCUGUACCACUUCACAGAUGUAACAUUGCAGUCAUCCUACUGACAGACCUCAUUGUGGACCAUGGUGUCAAAGUGGAGUGGAGUGCCUAUUUGCACCUGUUGCUACAUGCUAUUUUUAUAGGGUUUGAUCACCAACAUCCAGAAGUCUACGAGCACUGCAAACGUCUACUGCUUCAUCUGCUAGUUGUCCAGGGGGCGAAUGGCAACGUUCGGUCUGUGGCUAUGGUGCUUUUACGAAACCGAGACUACAAUGAUCCAAGGGUUCUGACUGUGAAGCCUAUUGCUCCAGACCUUAACCUCACAGGAGUGCAGGAGAUGGCGUCAGACUCUCAGCCAUCGCCCAUGACAGACUCGGGCCUCAGCACGAGUUCCACAUCCUCUAGUAUAAGUCUGGGGGCAGGGGGCACAGCUCUGUCACAUCUCUCCCCUCCACUGUUCAGUGAGGUAGAUGUCAGUGUUGAACAGGACGAGAAGGCCAAAGCUCUUAUUGAGUUCAUUACAUCAAGAAAGCGAGGCCCACUGUGGAACCAUGAGGAUGUGUCUCCCAAAAACCCCAACAUAAAGAGCGCUGACCAGCUGAGCGUCUUUGUGAGACAUGUAAUGACUGUUUUCAGGCAUUCACCCUCAGGUUUCCCGCUGGAGUCGUUGCUGAGUGAAAUAGCUCUCCGAACAGCUCUGUCUUGUUGUUGUCGCCACUACGCUGGCCGUUCCUUCCAGAUUUUCAGGGCACUCAAACAACCUCUGACUCCUGCCACGCUGUCUGACAUUUUGUCUCGGCUAGUAGAGACUGUAGGAGACCCAGGAGAGGAGGCUCAGGGCUUCGUCAUUGAACUGCUUCUGACGUUGGAGGCAGGAAUUGACACACUAGCAGACACGAUGAAAAACUACGACCUCCUCACUGCUUUAGCACAAACUUCUACACGUGAUCAUUUGCUGGGGCCUAAGUUUGCUUCCAACAGGAAAAGCACAGGGCAGCUGAAUAUGAACAGUGGUGGUCUAUUCCAUUACGUCCAUAAUCGCAGCAGCUCCCUCCGUGCUAGCCUGAUGGGUGAACGAAAAACAGACAGACGUAGGAGCAACACCCUCGACAUAGCAGACAGACUCUGCGGUAGCCACGGAAACCUGGCACGUACGCGAAGCUUAUCGUCACUUGGUGGAGGAGGGAGUCCAGGAGGGGAUGCCGUACCCCCCGUAGACCCUUCAAACCUGAUGGCCACUGUGUUCUGGAUUGCCGCCUCUUUGUUGGAGUCGGACUACGAGUUUGAGUACCUGCUGGCUUUGCGUCUGCUGAACAAGCUUCUGGGCCAGCUGCCUCUAGAUCGUGCUGAUAGCAGAGAGCGUCUGGAGAAGGUCCAAGCCAAGCUGAAGUGGUACAGCUUCCCCGGCCUGCUGCAGCUCUUCCUGAAGGGCUUCACCUCUGCUUCUACUCAGGAGCUCACCAUCCACCUGCUCAGCAAACUCAUCAGUGUCUCCAGGCAUACAUUAGUAGACCCUUCACAAGUAGCAGGUUUUCCUUUAAAUGUCCUGUGCCUCCUGCCACACCUUAUCCUGCACUUCGACAGCCCAACUUCUUUCUGUAAGGAGACAGCAGAUAAAAUAGCCAAGGUUUGCACAGACGAAAAGUCCGCCACACUUUCCAACCUGGCCCACAUGAUGAGUCUGUACAGCACACACAGCUAUUCUCGCGAUUGCACCAACUGGAUCAACGUGGUCUGUCGUUACCUCCAUGAUGCCUUUGCUGCCAUAACGUUGAACUUGGUCACUUACUUAGCUGAGUUGCUGGAAAAGGGCCUUCCCAGCAUGCAACAGUCUUUAUUGCAGAUCAUCUACAGCCUGCUAAGUCACGUUGAUCUAUCAGCAGCUCCAGUCAAACAAUUCAACCUGGAGAUCAUGAAGAUCAUUGGCAAAUACGUUCAGAGCCAGCAUUGGAAGGCGGCUCAAAACAUCCUGAAGCUGGUGGUGUCUCGCUCAGCAAGCCUUGCUGUUCCAGAUGAUGUGCAGCACUCUUACAGCACCGAAUCAUGUGGCUCUCCAGAAAUCGCCUUUACUCGUAUAUUCAAUAAUUCUUCUAAGGAGCUGCCUGGCAAAACGCUGGACUUCCACUUUGACAUCUCAGAAACACCAAUCAUAGGGCAUAAAUAUGGUGAUCAGCGCACCGCAGCGAGCAGGAAUGGAAAGCCGCAAGUGAUUGCUGUAACUAGGAGCACCUCCUCCACAUCAUCAGGCUCCAACUCCAAUGGUUUAGUGCCAGUAAGCUGGAAGAGGCCUCAACUCUCUCAGAGACGAACCAGAGAGAGGCUGAUGAACGUCCUGUCUCUUUGUGGCCCUGAGUCUGGCAUUCCCAAAAAUCCAUCUGUAAGACUCCUCUCCUACUCUAAAGCCUCAGACAAGGUGGUAUUCUCAUCCAGUGAGGACCUGGACUCUACCGACCAGCAAACCAGUCUCAUACCAACAGUAGAGGAGGUGGUAAGAGAGGAGGAGAUGCAAGGUGAAGAUACAGGCAGUGAGCAGCAGUUUGGUGUCUUCAAGGACUUUGACUUCUUAGAUGUAGAGUUGGAGGAUGCUGAGGGCGAGAGCAUGGACAAUUUCAACUGGGGUGUGCGCCGUCGCUCCCUGGAAAGCAUGGACAAAGGCGACACGCCGUCAUUGCAGGAGUGCCAGUACACGGGCAGCACACCAAGCCUCAACCUAACCAACCACGAGGACACAGAUGAAUCAUCUGAGGAGGAGGUACUGAGUGCUAGCCAGAUUCUCACCCGCUCCGGCCUUCUCAACAGUGACUCUGCUACAGAUGACACCACAUCCAACCAUGUGGACUCCUUGCAACAAUCCCAAGAAUCAUCCAGCAGUGCCCUGACUGAGGAGGCCAGCGUCCUACCCUCUCUGCCGUCACUUCGGCUGGAUAGUCCCAUGUUGGAGAGGGCCCACUCAGACAGCGCCAGCAGCCAGCUGCCUGAGGAUGCUGUGAGCGUGACUGCUGCAGAUGAACUGAGCAGCAGUGUGAGUGAAGAUACUGGGUUUUGCAGUGCCCCCCCUCUUCCCUCUGACCCUACCGAGCUGUGCGACCUUACAGACCCUCAGGAUCCUCCAGAUUCUCAGGGCACUCAGGACCCCCACGAGACACAGGACCCUCAGGAGGAACUGGACCCAGCCCCCCCUCCCCCGCCAGCCAUAGAUACUCCACCAGGAUCUCUUAGUGAGGAGGAAGCCCAGACAGUUCUGGCUCUUUCAUUGACAUUGCCAUAUGAGACUCAGCCAGAACCAGAUGCUGAUCCAGACAGCACCUGUGGCUCUGUGUGGGAAGAGGAUGUGACACAAGCCUUGAAGGAGCUGGAUGAGCGCUGUGAAGAAGAGGAGGCUGACUUCUCUGGCAUGUCCAGUCAAGAUGAAGGUGACGCAGACUGCUUCCCAGAGAUUCAGGCCUCUCCGCCCCCUUCGCCCUUCCUCUCUGCCAUUCUGGCAGCAUUCCAGCCUGUUGCCUACGACAAUGAGGAAGAUGCCUGGCGUUGCCAUGUCAACCAGAUGCUGUCAGAUACAGAUGGCUCGUCUGCUGUUUACACGUUCCACGUGUUCUCCCGGCUCUUUCAGAGCAUUCAGAUGAAAUUUGGCUCUAUUACACACGCAUCUGUUCGCUUUCUCGGGGAAAGGCUCCAGCGAAUGGGUAAUCAGUUCCUCAGCUCCUUGGAAGUCAUGACGUCUCGCUCUCAGUGCCCCACUGUGCUGCUGGAUGCAGAGACGCUGGUCUCUUGUGGACUAUUGGAGACUCUGAAGUUUAGUGUACUGGAGUUGCAGGAGCACCUGGACACCUACAACGCAAAAAGAGAAGCAGCAGAGCUUUGGCUGGAGAACUGCAGGAAAACAUUUGGGGACAAAGACAGCAACCAACAACUCAAUACUCACGCACAGCAAAUGGAAAAUCUAGCAGAGUUGGAGUUAUGUCGCAGGCUUUACAAGUUGCACUUUCAGCUGCUGCUGCUCUUCCAGGCCUAUUGCAAGCUCAUCAGCAAGGUGGACACCAUGAAGAGGGAGGCAGAGGUGACCAACAUGUCGGAGGAACUCACUAUCCUGGAGAGCUGUUUAAAGGAGGCAGAAACAGGAAAUGACUGUCAGGAGGAUGUGUGUAUGUCUGACACUGCCCAGACCAACACAGAGAUGGCCAUCCAGUCCCUGAUUGAGAGUCUGAGAGCCAGAGACUUCAGCUCUGCCAUCACACAGGUCAAAGCCUUUAGGUCUUUGUGGCCCAACGACAUCUUUGGCAAUGAGACCGACAAUGCAGUCCAGACCCUUCUGCACAUCUACUUCCGUCACCAGACGCUGGGGCAGACGGGCUGCCUGGCAGUGGUAGGCCCCAGCAGAGAUCUGUCACAGGCCAGCAGCCGCCUCAUGGAGCUCAACCUGCAGAUUCGAGAGGCUCUAAGUCAGGCGCAGGCCUGCCAACCUCACACCACCAUGGUCAGCACUGGACUGUGAGCCUGUGUCCUACAGGCAACUGGAGUGGACUAGUCUGGAUACAAAUGAACCCCCCUGCUCGCCUCAGCUCAGGAGAGAGGCAGACAGUGAGGGUUCCCGAAGGAGGAUGAGACACUUCAACUUAAAGGGCUAAAGGAUGUGUGGGAAUAACUGUGACUGUGUAUUGUUACAUGUAUGAAUGCUUAAAGCUUCUAUCUUUUCCCAGACAAAGCCAACUUGCAAAAUUCAGUUGCAAUAAGUUGUGUGGUGAUGUGCCUGGGAAGGAAUAAACAAGGCCGCAGUGGGAUGUUACCUUUUUUGUUUUCUUUUUGCUCGAUCUGACCUGAUGGGCCGAGUGUACAGACCAGUGGCUCCGCUGGGCCUCAGCUGGGAGAUUGCAUAAGCGCAUGCAAGGACACAGCAUCAGGAUCCACGAGCAAACAGAAAAAUCUUGUUUAAAACUGUUCGAAACGCAUGCUUUAAAGAGAAAAGCACUGCAAGAAUAUUUUUGAGAAAUGUAUUUUUAUUAGAGCUAACAUCCUAGGUUGUAAAUGUUAGGAUAUUUAACAUGUAAUUGUAACCCUGUGGCACAUGGUUGCUUUUGGGGGGUGUAAAAAGAGAAAUACAUUUAUUGAUCUGCUCUGGGAGGAGAGUCGCCUUCAAGCAAAACUCACUCUUUAACCAAAUAAGUAUAUGCCUUUAGAGACUCUUGACUGUGUGACAUAUUGGAUAUUCUGGUAUACACACAAUGCAUAUAAUUGCACAAAAGUGCAGACUGGCUACAGCUCAUUAUGGAAACAUAACUUAUUUUACUCUGUAUAUAUUUUAGAAAAUGUAUAGUGUAAAACCAGUAUUUUUCCCUUGUACUUUUGUGUAAUGCACUGUUCAUUCAAACAGGAUGUAUGUAUAAAGCUGAUGCGAUGAGAUAAAUCUAACAGAGUUGAGUCAAUAAUAAUCCGCUCCAUCUUUUUCAUUGGAUCACAAACAUUUUCCAAAGGCUGCCUUGGUUGUUGGUCGGGGUCUCACACACGGCACAGAGGCUCAUUUGGGACAAACCGCCUAUCUGCCUUGCAGAGGCAGUGGCUUGGGAGAUCUGAUGUAGCCUCCAUCAGCUGUGGGACCACACCAGUCCACAUCAUGCAUUCCUUCUUUCCACUGGGAUGUUUGUUUGCAAAGCCUCAUGAAGGGAGAGGCUGAUCAUUGCACCACUUAACCGCUGCCACGUUUUGAUUCUUUCUUUUAGGUAAAAUGGCUGAUGCUGGAGCUGCUAUUUCAGAAAGGCCCCACCAGCUGCUGUUACUGCAGGACAUGAACCAAUAUCUGAAUGCUUUCUGGAACCUUGUCAUGGCACAUUGUAACCAUCACUGUACUCAUUCCUCACCAAUCUCUCCCCUGCUUGUCUGGUACAUUUGAAUGCUGUUAUUUAAUAAAUAUUUACCUGGAA
Messenger RNA from Betta splendens (Siamese fighting fish), 11363 nucleotides. RefSeq names its product furry homolog, like (gene fryl). Gene Ontology annotation, cellular component: site of polarized growth; cell cortex. The transcript has 62 exons. Lineage: Eukaryota; Metazoa; Chordata; Actinopteri; Anabantiformes; Osphronemidae. Gene Ontology annotation, biological process: cell morphogenesis; neuron projection development. The coding region runs from base 341 to 9940 and encodes 3199 amino acids. The record is from RefSeq and is a predicted model, not a curated record.